GAUAUUCAAUAUUUUUCAAUGUCCGAAAAAAACCUCCCAUUUUCUUUCCUCGUCUCUCUCCAAAAAGGAAAUCCAUAGUUCAGCAAAAUCAGCAGAGACAAACACCAUCAACCCAUCACCAUGGUUAGGUGCUAGAAAGUGACCACUAAUCAAACUCAUCUUCUCAAAUCCAUCCUUAAAUCUGAAGCUAAGUCUCCCACCAAAUUAUAUCAUUAUUUAAAUCCAUUUCCAUUUCCAUUGAUUGAUUGAUUCUUCCUUCCCACCCACCUCCUUCCUAAUGUCUCCUUAACUUCGAUCACUCGCCAUUGUUAAUCCUGUUCCAUACCAGAAGAUGAAGCAGCUUUCACUCCUGCAACAAGCUACUCGCCGGAGCAACAGUUUCAGGUCACUUGACGGCGGAGGACCCGACGGACCAAUGAAAUCUCCGGCCACAUUGUUCUGGAUAAUCCUCCAUGCUUUAUGCUGCUUAAUUAGUCUUGUUUUGGGUUUCCGAUUUUCUCGUUUACUCUUCUUUUUGCUUUUCUCCUCUACUACUACUUCUCCCAACUCUUCGUCUUCCUCUACUAUUACGGUGCCGUUUUUUCGAACCCUAGAUACUCGAUCUACGGCGAUCCUUCAACCGCCGAUUCCGGAGAAUCGGACGGUGGCGAGUAGGGUGGUUGUUGGGCGUCAUGGGAUCUUGAUCCGGCCGUGGCCUCACCCGAACCCGGAGGAAGUGAUGAGAGCUCACCGGAUUCUGGAGAGAGUUCAGAAGGAGCAGAGGUUGCAAUAUGGUGUGAAGGACCCUAGGACUGUUAUUGUAAUCACUCCUACUUAUGUUAGAACUUUCCAGGCUCUUCAUUUGACUGGUGUUAUGCAUUCGCUUAUGAAUGCUCCUUACGACGUCGUUUGGAUCGUCGUUGAGGCUGGUGGUGCCACCAAUGAAACCGCCACCUUGAUUGCCAAGUCCAGGUUGAGGACCAUCCAUAUUGGGUUCGACCGCCAGAUGCCGGUUUCUUGGGCGGAUCGUCACCGGGUGGAGGAUCUCAUGAGGGUUCAGGCAUUGAGAUUGGUGAGAGACCGGAAAUUGGAUGGUAUAGUAGUUUUUGCAGAUGAUAGUAAUAUGCACAGUAUGGAGUUCUUUGAUGAGGUACAGAAAGUGAAUAGAGUGGGGGCUCUUUCCAUCGGGAUUCUUGUGCAUUCAGGUGAUCCUAACGAGUCUUUGAAAACGGAGAAGAUGGAGAAUGAGGAGAGUUCAUUACCCAUUCAGGGUCCAUCAUGUAAUUCAUCAGAGAGUUUGGUAGGUUGGCACACUUUUGACGCAAGGCCUUAUGCAGAAAAGAGUGCAGUUUUCAUUGGAGACAUAGGAACAAUUUUACCAAGGAAAAUUGAGUGGGCUGGAUUUGUGUUGAAUUCAAGGUUGUUUUGGAAGGAUAAUGAUGACAAACCAGAAUGGAUGAAGGAUUUGGAUACUUUGGAUGAUGAGAGUGUAGAAAGCCCUCUAUCGCUGCUCAAGGACCAGUCUGUGGUGGAACCCCUUGGAAGCUGUGGCCGAAAGGUUUUGCAUUGGUGGCUUCGUGUGGAAGCUCGUGCUGACAGCAAAUUUCCAUCUGGGUGGGUGAUUGACACUCCUUUAGAAAUAACCGUCCCUGCCAAGCAUACACCAUGGCCAGAAAUUCCUCCUGAACUCCCGUCCAUCGAGAAGAAGGAGAUAGCUACUGAACAGAAUUUUGUCGAAGAGCAUACUGUGAAACGGCCUCCAAAAACUAGAACCAAAAAAAGAAGUUCGCGUAGUAAGAAAAAGCGUGAAGCUAGAGUUGCAGAGAUACAAUUAAAGUAAGAACCUUCUUUUUCAAGGAUAUAUUCUUUUUACUUAUUACACCCUUGUUAGUUCGAUAUCCCCAGUCUUCGUACAUGGAAAAACAUGGAACAUGGAACAUGAAACAUGAAGACGGAUCCAGCAAAAGGCAGUCCAAACAUACCCUAGUAUGAGUAUAUAUAAGCAGAAGUUGAAGAUGAGGAUUUAGUGGGUUGGUUGAUAGUGUGUAUUUAGUUGGUUAAUUCUUUUUUAUUUUGGUUGAUUGUUCUUAGGCUUUAUUAGCAAGGCAUGUCAACCAGUUAGUUAAUCUACCUUCCUGCCAUAGGAAACCAUUUGUAUCCAUACAUCCUUCAAAGUCUAUACACAUCAUCCUUUGAUAUACA
This is a messenger RNA of Spinacia oleracea (spinach), 2181 nucleotides long. RefSeq names its product beta-1,4-xylosyltransferase IRX14. The transcript is spliced from 3 exons. Gene Ontology annotation, cellular component: Golgi membrane. Gene Ontology annotation, molecular function: xylosyltransferase activity; galactosylgalactosylxylosylprotein 3-beta-glucuronosyltransferase activity. The record is from RefSeq and is a predicted model, not a curated record. Lineage: Eukaryota; Viridiplantae; Streptophyta; Magnoliopsida; Caryophyllales; Amaranthaceae. Bases 332 to 1819 code for a protein of 495 amino acids. Gene Ontology annotation, biological process: glucuronoxylan biosynthetic process; plant-type secondary cell wall biogenesis.